ACCCAGAAGAUUCUGAACUGUCUUGAUCAACGAAUCCAUCUCUAGACAUCAAUGAAAUCAAUGCAGUCUCCGUGAACUGGCAUUAGCGGGUUUACCAGUCUCAUAGAUGUACAGUCAGAGGGGGGGCAUCUGAGUGUGCGGAAGAGAGAUGUACAGUAAACAAUUCUGGUACGCUUGCAGUGAUACACAGCAGAAUUGCAUGCUAGUGCAGACGUCGUAUGCCGCAUGUGCACGCCUGUCAGUGGAGCCUGGGUGCACACAACCCUACUAGCUGGACCAGGAGGAAAACAAGCUCGAGCGCUUAUUUGGGCUCUCCUCGAGGGCGCGUGAUUGCAUGAUGAGAUUGCAUGAUGAGAGAGAAGAGAACUCCUGCUGUCAUGAACGAAUGUAAAACAUACCACAUAUUUUAGGCAGACAAUUGGUGAAAAAAAAGCAACUCGCCCAGCAAUGGAGAACCAGACUGCGAUGGAACAGCAGAGCUAUGAAGACGUGCGGAAAAGCGGUUAUCUCCGCAAACAGAAAUCUAUGCACCGGCGUUUUUUCGUUCUCCGAUCUGCUUCGGAGCAGGGCCCAGCCAGACUCGAAUAUUAUGAAAACGAAAAGAAAUUCCGAAGCAAGUCACCAGUCCCAAAGAAAGCAGUGACCCUGGACUCUUGCUUCAACAUCAACAAACGGGCAGAUUCAAAGAACAAGCAUAUGAUAGUGCUGUAUACCCGCGGGGAGAGCUUUGCCAUAGCCGCGGACACUGAGGAGGUCCAAAACGAAUGGUACCAGGCCAUGCUGGAUCUACAAUGUAAAUGUAAGACUCCUGAUGAGUGUGGCAGUGGAGGAGACUGUGGACUGCCUUCCCCUGGCCCUGCCUUUAAGGAGGUCUGGCAAGUUAAAGUCUGGCCUAAAGGUUUGGGCCAAGCCAGGAAUCUAGUGGGAAUCUACCGACUUUGCUUGACAGACAAAACAGUCAACUUUGUCAAACUCAACUCUGAUGUUGCAGCUGUGGUCCUGCAGUUGAUGAAUGUGCGACGCUGUGGCCACUCAGAGAACUUCUUUUUCAUUGAAGUGGGUCGUUCUUCCAUGACGGGUCCUGGAGAAUUCUGGAUGCAAGUAGAGGAUUCAGUGGUGGCGCAGAACAUGCAUGAGACCCUUCUUGAGGCUAUGAAGGCUCUGAGCGAAGAGUUUCGUCAAAGAAGCAAAUCCCAGACUGUUGGUGUAAGCUGUGGAGGAGGAACUGCCUCUAACCCUAUCAGUGUACCUUCUAGACGACACCACCCAAAUCUGCCACCAUCACAGGUUGGCUUUUCCAGACGGGCUAGAACUGAAACCCCUGGAGUCUCCAACAGCAACACGUCUCCUACUCCACGGCACGGAUUCUCUAGGUCACGAACAGCCAGCAUUGGGGCACGUACAGAUGAUGGAGGGGGCAGAGCAACAGCACUCAGCACAAGUCCGAGUCUCAAUGGUUCAUCCUGCUCAACUACCCCAACCCUGAGGCCUAAACCUUCACGAGCACCCACUCCAGCAAAGAUCACCCUCAGCCUAGCACGAUACACCCCUAACCCUGCACCUUCCCCAGCCCCCAGUCUCUCAUCCAGUUCGGGUCAUGGGUCAGAAUGUGGGUUGGGUGGAGCUGUCUUUGGAACAAUGCCCAUCUGCACUUAUGCUCGAAUUCCUCAGAGAGUGUCCAUGUCAGGAUCACCCAGUGAUUAUGGUUCAUCAGAUGAGUAUGGCUCCAGCCCCGGAGAGCACUCCCUGCUAGCCGCAGGACUACCUGCUACUCUUGUUGAAGGUGGAGCCAGUUAUAUCCUGAUGGGUCACCGAGAAGGGUCUCACAAACGAGUUCAUGGACGCAGGGUUCUACGUCGUUCAUCUAGUCGCGAGUGUAAGGCUGAGCGCAGGCUGCUCAGCAAGCGUGCUUCCCUACCCCCCAUCUCUACCCAAGAGCGUUCGGUCCCACGCCGCAGGGAGGAAGAAGAAGAGGAUGAAGAAGAUUAUGCAGUGAUGUCACGCAGUGCAAGUAGAGAGUCUUUCACAUCUCGCCGAGGCUCAGGGGGUUCAGCUACAACAUCAUUAGUGCAGGAAAACUCAGCAGAUAAAGGUGUCAGUACUAAAGGGGGGCCUGAAGACUCCUCAAUUGAUAGUGGAUACAUGUCUAUGCUACCAGGUGUUACAGCUCCUCCUGCUUCAUUGUCACUGUCAGUUACUGGUUCAGAUGAAGUGCCAAAGGGUGGAGAUGAAUACAUGGCCAUGACCCCCAACAGUAGUGUCUCACCCCCCCAGCACAUCCGCCUACCCAUCAAUGAGGGCUACGUGAUGAUGUCUCCCAACAGCAGCUGUUCACCAGACUUACAUGGCUUAAGUGGAAGCAUUUGGGGCAGUAGGGGCAGCAUGGAGAGUCGGGCAGGCAGCGACUACAUGAACAUGUCACCUAUAUGUGCCAGGUCAGCUUGCAGUACUCCUCCAUCACACCCAGAGCAGCAACCACUGCAGCCAAAGAUGGUUUAUUCUUAUUUUUCGCUGCCACGUUCAUACAAACACACUGCCCUCUCAACCCGUUUUGAGGAUAAUCUGGAGAGGGUUUGUAUGGGUAGAGGUGAAGCAGGAGGAAAAGUUGGGCAUAGUGGUUACCAUUGUGGAGGGGACACACCUGUGGGCUCAGGUGGUGGUGGACAACUCUCUCUGUCAUCAUCAUCUUUUUCCUCUAGUUCAGCUAGCAGUGAAAGCCUUGAGGACAGGUCAUUGUCUGUUGGUGGAGUGGGAAGAGCAACUAGGUUGGGUGCAGGACACAGGGUAGGGGGGGCUCACCCCAAAGUUUCAGCCCAACACCAUCACCAGCAGAGAUGUGGGCCAGGUGUUCAGAAACAGGGUCAUUUACAGUCAAGGAAGUCAUCUACUUUUUUUGUGGAUGUGUCCAAAGCCAAUACGCUGCCAAGAGUCAGAGAGACUUUGCUCUCAACUGCAUCCCAGAGCCCUGGAGAGUAUGUGAGCAUUGUAUAUAAGGGUGAGCGAGGAGGACAUAAGAAGGGGAAGACUACAGCUGAGCCAGGGAACUCUAUGACGCAAGGACAUCAAAGAGCCUUUCACCGACCACAGGCAUGUCAAGGUGGAUCGGCCAACCUUCUUCGGAGCUUCUCAGCACCCCUCUCCACCUCCAUCUCUUUAUCGUCUGAAUAUGUAAACAUGGACUUAGGUAACUCACCUUCUUCUCUCACUCCCCUCUCUUCUUUUAAACCUGCCCCAAAGGUCAGAGAGGAGAUCAUCAGAGCUCCUCAAGUAGAACAAGAACCGGAAAUGGGACUCAGGAAGGGCAGUAUGACAGGUUUGACAUCUACAGAUGUGGCUGCUGCUCCUUUUACAGACUAUACUGAGAUGAAAUUUGGAUUGGUUGCAGAUACAACAUCCAAGUCACCAAAAGCUGGCCAAACAGCUCUGCCAUCCUCCAUGGAGCAGGAGCAUAACAUGAAUUUCCCUUCACCCAAGGCUUUUUCAAACGUGGAUCAGGGUGUCCGUCUAGUCAGGGCGGAAUCAACAGCAAGAAGGCGGCAUCGCUCAGAGACAUUCAUCACUCCUCCAACUCACCCCCUCUCCCCCUCUGCUUCCCCUUGCCCUUUUUCUGAAACACUACCUGCUGGUCCAACACGACAGCAAGGAUUAGAGAGCAACCUUUGGUCUAAUAAUCAGCCACCCUCUCCACAGUGUGCCAGUUCUGGAGUAGCAAAUCUCCCUGCUGCUCAGGCAUCUUCCUUAACCCUGGAACAAGGCCUGAACUACAUUGAUUUGGACUUGGUCAGUAAGGAGAAUCAAACCAGUGUGGAUGGACACUCUGGACCUCAUUCAUUUUUCUCUCCUGGAGUAGGAGGGUUAACUGGGGGAUUGGGUGGAGCAGGAGGAAAUCCUAGCUCCAGCAUCAACACAUAUGCCAGCAUUGAUUUCGUUAAAUCAGAUGAAUUGAGAGUUCAUCAGAGCAGCAGGAAGGACAGCAAAGAUUGUUAAAGUGCUCCUGCUUUCGGACCAGUCAGCACCUGUCCUUCCUGCGUGAGUGUGUUUGUCUGUGAGUGCACCUGAUGUGUCCUGAAAAAUGGUGCGAUUCUCCACAUGCCUCAGCAGUGGACAUUUAACUGCCCUUGCCUCAUAAAAACAUUUACUCUCAUUAGUUGCCAUUGGUUCCAUUGAAAAUUAAAUUUGUGCCAAAAGACUAUCGGUCAUUUCCAUCAGACAUCACUGAGAUGAACAUGUCCUUCAGCCAUUUGUGAAGGGCCACUGCGACUCUGACUGCCAACCAGGAGCCAAUGGUAUUCCUUUUCUCCUCUACCACAUACUUUCAAUUAUUGUAAGAGAGAUGUUAAAUAGUAUAAUGAUAGAUCAAAAAUAUAUAGCAGACAUAAUAUUACUGAGAAUAUAUCUAUCUAUAUAUAAAUACAACUUUUUUUUUAGAAAAGUGCCUCAUUUUUGAUUGUAGCCAUUUUUACACAGGUCUCAAUGUGCUCUGUAAGAAAUGCUUUAGUUUUUUUGUUGUUGCUGUUAUUUUGUUUUGCUUUCCCAUUCCUUUGUGUUCGCUAUGCUGAACAAAGUCGAAAGACAGAAAGUCACAAGUAAUUGAAGUGAAGAAAAACUAUUGAAUAGAUGGAAGAGCUUUAUUUGCCAUGGUUUAUAUAAUCAGAUUGCCUUACUGUGCUGUAUUUGUGUAUGUGCUUGAGUGUGUGUGUGUGUGUGUGUGUGUGUGUGUGUGUGUGUGUGUGUGUGUGUGUGUGUGUGUGUGUGUGUGUGUGUGUGUGUAAUCAGUCGUCUAAGCCUCAGCCAUGUUGUGCCUCAGUUCGCUAAAAAGAUCUGGACACACACACAGCGAGAUCAAAACUGAUUGCAUAUACCAUACUGCUGUGUGAUUAAAACUUUAUUGAAUGCAUCUACUCCUCAACACAAAUGAACACUAAAACACAUUCAUAUUAUCCACUCUUUCCUCUAAUGAUCUGAGCAUAGUAGCAUCAGAUGGCUAUGAGCACAAAAUCAGAUGACUGAUAGGUGUCUGAUCAAUAUA
Messenger RNA from Carassius carassius (crucian carp), 5029 nucleotides. RefSeq names its product insulin receptor substrate 1-B-like. The transcript is spliced from 3 exons. Gene Ontology annotation, molecular function: insulin receptor binding; phosphatidylinositol 3-kinase binding. The record is from RefSeq and is a predicted model, not a curated record. NCBI's taxonomy places the organism in Eukaryota, Metazoa, Chordata, Actinopteri, Cypriniformes, Cyprinidae. The coding region runs from base 448 to 3987 and encodes 1179 amino acids. Gene Ontology annotation, biological process: insulin receptor signaling pathway. Gene Ontology annotation, cellular component: cytosol; plasma membrane.